Messenger RNA from Cucurbita moschata (crookneck pumpkin), 396 nucleotides. RefSeq lists its product as uncharacterized. The coding region runs from base 1 to 396 and encodes 131 amino acids. The transcript has a single exon. NCBI's taxonomy places the organism in Eukaryota, Viridiplantae, Streptophyta, Magnoliopsida, Cucurbitales, Cucurbitaceae. The record is from RefSeq and is a predicted model, not a curated record.
AUGUUCUAUUUUGCCCUAAUUUGGCAAAUAGCGAGCGUUGUAUCAGUUCUCGAAGCGGAUUCGUAUGGAUUUGAGGCCAUUGCUAGAAGUAAGGAAUUGCUUAACGGCAAAAUGGCGAUGGCUUCGAUUCUUCUGAUUUUGAUCGGUCUUCCUUUUGGAGUGAUUUUGUUUGUGAUUCGUUAUGUGGUGGUUGCUGAAUCGGCGUUGGUGGAGGUAGGAAUCAGAGGAAGUUUGGGGAUUGUUUGGAUGUGGUGUUUUUUGAUGUUCUUGUUGAUUGGAACUGUGUUAUAUUUGGUCUGCAAAUCGUGCCAUCGUGAGCGCAUUGACAAACUGGAGCUCUUUGUUCAUCUUCAACAAUCCCUUGAGUCUAAGACUGAACCUUUGACCUUAGAAUAA